CGCAUUUAUUUGGUUUAUAUGAAAAUCGAUUAAUUAACUUUAUUCUAAAAUAGAUUUAGAAUUUAAUUUUAUAGGAAAAUUAAUAACCUAACACGUUCGUGGGUAAGUUAGAUUCCUUUAAAUUUGACGUAUUAAGCAUAACCUGUAAACAAAUAAACUUGAGGACUUUUAUAAACUUUUUACACAAAUUUUAUUAAAAAGAAUUUAAAUGAACCUCCUUAGUGAAUGUAAACAAAAGAAAAGAAAUGCUAACUCAAUUCAUUUUAAGGGGCAAAAGUAUGAUAAAAAGGAACUUUUAAGGAGCUUAAAUUGCAAAGUGGUUAUUGAGAAAUCUCGGAGCGUUGAGGAAUUAAUAUUAGCCCAAUCGUAUAAAGUGGAUUCAAUAGAUAUUAAUCGUCAUGAAAAUCAAGCUGAUAAAGCAAAUGAGAUGAAAACAAAGAAGAAUGUAACAGCAACAAUAAACAUGGAUAGUGAGAAAACCGAAAUGAAAGAAAGAAAAACCUUUGUUUUGCCGGCAAAUUUGCCAAAAAUCCAAGUAACAUUUAAAUCUAGUGGUGAGGAAACCACGAGAAUAAUUAAGGAUAAUACUAAAAUAGAUAAAGUCGUUGUUAAAAGAAAAUCGUGGAUGCGUAAGAAAAAUAAUGAAAUUUUUGAAAACGUCAGGAUAACAUCUAAAAAUGAAAUCUUUUCUGAUGCAGCUUUAGGUCCCCAAAAUCCUGAAUUAAUCGAUUCGGAACGUUUGGUUCAAAUCAAACGGUGUAUUUCUAAUUUAGAGAAUCACAUAGAAAGUCACCCAUCAACAUCAAAAAUUUUUUUACCCUCAGAAUCUCAAUCUAAAGUUACAAUAAUCCCCAAACAAAUUCCUCCUUUAAUAAUCACCAUCCCGAUUGCACAAACUCCCACAGAAAAAUCUCCAAUAGAAAAAAGCCCAAUAUUAAAGUCCCCAUCAAAAAAUAUAAGUCCUUCUCCACCACUAUUUAGCGUUUCAAAUAUUUCUACUCCAUCUUUAAGUCCAAUUUCGUUUUCAUCAAAUGAAACACAAAAUAUGAGUAGUUUUAAAGUAGAUAAGUCUGUUGAAGAAUGUGUUUCGAAGGAAACUUUGGAACAACCGGUUUUUGUAGAGCCUAAAAUGAUUACUAAAAGUGUGGUACCUCCGAAAGUUAUAUCUGGUUUUAAAGUUCCGUUGGCUCCAAAAAGACCGCCUACAAGGUUAAAAUAUGUUAAUGAUUUGAGAGAUGUUCUUCAACAAAGACACAUUGAUCAAUUUCCACCUACUAAUACUAAUCUUAAUGAUGAUGAUGAUGAUGUUUUGUCGUUAUAUGCAGAAUCAAUCGGAUCAACAUUUGACGUGACCGUUACAAAAAAAUCAUCAACUUUAGCUGAAGAUUUUACUAAAGAUGUGGAUAUCAACGAAGAUUUUUCUAAAAACACAAUCGAUUUUUCUAAAAGUUUACAGGAUAACACCGCUAAAAUCGAAAAUAAGUCUCCCCUAAUUACAUCAAGCGCCGAACCCGAUGUGAUUAUAAAUCCAAAAAUUACCGAAUGGAUUUCAAAAUCAUCAACAGUCAAUAAAAAUCAAUCGAUGGAUUACGGUAAUUUCCCAAAAAGAUGGUGUUACCCAUAUUUAGAGACGGGAAAAUGUGUCAAAUUUAAAUGCCCUUUUAAACAUACAAUGUUAGAGGUUGAUUUUAAUACGAUUUCACCAGAAAAUUUCGAAAUAAUCUUCAACGGUUGCGUUAAAUUUACGUAUUUAUUCAAAACAUUUUUCGAUUCUCUUCUAAACUAUUUAAUGGAAAAGGAACGAAAAGAUUUAAUCCUAAGUCUAGUAUUACACGUAAUGAAGCGGGUUAAAGACGAAAAAAUGCCUUUUGUCAAAAAAAUAAUCACCACAUUAAAAAACAUCGGAUUUACCUUCGUUGAAGCGAUCAACGAAAUUUUAUUUACAUGCGGCCGAAGUAACGAAGGCUUAUUAGACAUCUUAUUGGCGUUUGCCGUUGAGGACGAAGAUUGCGUUAAAACAUCUUGGAACGUUAUUGCAAAUUUAAUUAAUUUUCGCCGCACCGGAUUAGAUUUUGGCGUAACCCAAGAUAUUUUUACAAAAUGCUUAAACGAUUACGAUCAAAUUUUAGCCGAAAACAUAUACAAAGAUGUCAUCGUUAAAAACAAUUUUAAUUUGAAUCAAAUCGACAGAUCAAUUUUAAUUAAUUACAUUUCGCUGUUACAAGAUCACCACAAAGAAGGAGCUGAAUACAUCAUUACUAAUUAUAACAUAAACGAAUUUGAACUUAAAAACCAAAAAUUAAGUUGCCAAGAUGAUCAAUUAAACGAGGAAAUUAAUGAAAUUAAAGAUGAAAUCGAUUUAAGCGAUACUGAUUUAGAAGAAUCAAAUUUGGGGAAUAAUAAUUUAAUUCUUUCUUCUCAAGAUGCGAAUGAUUCAGGAAAUUGUAACCAAUUAAAAUCCAAUCAACAUUUAAAAGAAACUCACUCAAACCCAAGAUAUUAUUGCGAUAUAGAGAACCAAUAUCGACCUUACAUCCCACGAAAACGAUCCAAAAUCGAAACUUCUCCUUCAUCAUCAGACACCCUGAUGAUUUUACCGGAAGUUGUGAUUGAUGAUGGUGAUUUAACCGAUCAAGAUAUAAAAGAUUUGGUGAUAAGCGUGCGGAGUCAUAAUUUGGGGAGUAUGUUUAGCGUGAUGAAUAGAUACUCAGACACUGAGGUUAAAAUAAAAAAUGUUGUUUUGCACUUUAUGGCCGUUGCGAAAGAGAUGGAUUUAAACACUUUGUGUAAUUUGUUGAGUCAGAUGUUUAAUGUUUUUGGGAAUCAUUGCAAAACGGAUUAUCAAACUAUGAAUGUUUUGAAAACGUUGGGGUUCAAUUUGAUCCCGAGGUUGGAUAAAGAGAAACAAUACAAAACUAUAAGCGAUAUACUUACUUUUUUUGCUAACGAUUAUAAUUCUUUCGUAAAAUACAACUAUUUUAGUAAUGAUCGAAAAUAUCAUUCAAACGAGAUGAAAUACGUGUUAUUGUUUAAAAUUCUUUGCAGGUGUGACAAGUAUAACGAUGCGUACGAACUUUUAAAAAAUCAUGAAUCCCAAUUACUUGAAGUAUUUUUACCCGAAACCGAAGUUAUUAAUGAGUAUAAAAUAAGCGUACUUAACAAAUGUUUGGAACAUAUAAUUGUUAAAGAUCCUGUUGAGGCGAAAGAUAUGAUCGUUUAUUUAAUGUUAAACGCUAACGUCGAAUUAUGGCCAGAUUUAAAAAUGUACCUCAACAUCUUAUUAACCCAAUUCUUGCAUAACUACACGAUGGUCAAAGAUGAAGUAAAUAGCAUGUUCGACGUAAUUUUAAACGGAUGGUACCAAUACUUAAAACCAAGCGUUUUACGUUCAUUGUUAAUAAGCACCCGCUCGGAUGUUCCCACAAAGACCAUAUUAAAAUUAUUUAACCUCUGUAUCGAAAUGGGGGUUUAUCCCGAUCAUAAAGGUAGAGACAAUUCAAUAUCGAUCCCUUCGAAUCUCCUCAAAGAAGAAAUCUCUUUAUUGGUGCAUCACCAAUUUCUGCAAAUUUGUAGCUCGCUUUUCCCGAUAUCCAACAUCGUGAUAAACGUGACGGAACCUUUGGAUGGGGACGAGUACACUCGGCUUCAUAUCAUACUGAAAAGCAACGCUUUAACCACUUCUGAUAUGAUUAAUAGGGUGUUAAUGGUGUUGGAAAACAUCCCAAAUUUCCCGGCGAAAGAAACUUUAGAUGUUCAAAAUCAAUAUAUUGUUAUUCCUUAUUGUAGCGCGUUUUUACAGCCUUAUAAAGAUGCGAUGAAGAGUGGUGUUGUUCCAAAAAUUCCUUAAAAUCUAUUUUCUUGUUUAAGUGAAUUUGUUUAGAUUUAUAUAAAUAUAAAUGUUCUUUUUAUUUCAGUUAAUAA
Messenger RNA from Onthophagus taurus, 3921 nucleotides. The record is from RefSeq and is a predicted model, not a curated record. Lineage: Eukaryota; Metazoa; Arthropoda; Insecta; Coleoptera; Scarabaeidae.